AUGAGUCAGACUACAGUGGACGUUUUAUCCUCAGUGCCAGCCUGGUACUUUGACACCGAAGGCCGAUACAUUGCCUUUCGCCAAGACGGAACAGGCGAGCUGUGGUGUGCGUGCAACUUCAACUACUGGAUCGCCGCCGAGCUCGAAUGGACCGUGGCCGAGACGGCCGAGACGGCCGAGACGGCUGAUAUGCAGAUCGGCGAGUCCCCGGCCGUCGACAUUGAGACAGGAAAUUCCCUGCGUAUCCAGAUGAAGCUGACAACGCGCUUGCCGCCAAGUGCGCAGUCGUCCAUUUUGACACAGAGCACCCUGCUGAAUGAGCAUAGCCUCGGGGAGGAGGCGUUUAAGACAAAGUCAUACACGGUGCAUGUGGAAAAAGGCCGCUUCACGGAGCCGAGCCGUGCAAUGUAUGCACGAGACAGUCGUCUCCCACAGUUCGAUCUGCGCCUUGUGUUUGAUCCGUCCCCAUACCCGCCCAAGUGUGAAUGGAAGGCGCCGGAGAGCGGGGGUGUCGUGGACGGCCAGUUCUGGCAUCAUACGCAGUUUGUGGCUAGCUCAACUUGA
Molecule: messenger RNA, 564 nt
Organism: Cordyceps militaris CM01
Lineage: Eukaryota; Fungi; Ascomycota; Sordariomycetes; Hypocreales; Cordycipitaceae
Exons: 2
Coding region: 1-564 (187 amino acids)
Source: RefSeq, a predicted model, not a curated record